This is a messenger RNA of Cylas formicarius (sweet potato weevil), 1866 nucleotides long. RefSeq lists its product as uncharacterized. The record is from RefSeq and is a predicted model, not a curated record. The transcript is spliced from 3 exons. The coding region runs from base 80 to 1564 and encodes 494 amino acids. Lineage: Eukaryota; Metazoa; Arthropoda; Insecta; Coleoptera; Brentidae.
CAAUGUCGAUAUCGCCGUGACGUUAAAUGUCAAACUUGCGUUCGAUGUUUUUGUUUGGCCGUCGCAAUAUUUUCGUAGGAUGACGCUUCGAGCAGCGACUAUAAUUCUCCUCGCGUUUUUCAGUACAGCGGCGUCCUACAGGAUCGAGUUAAAGUGCAACGAGAGCGUCGUGAAGGGGGCGUCCUUGCGAUGCGUAGCGUCCGUUUACGACGGCAAUUCGAUAUCCGACGCUACCUUUAGGUAUACGUGGAGGGACAACGCUCUACCCGACCACCGCGCCGAAUUUGAAUUUAAUGGUACCUGCCCCUGGAUCGUACACUAUCCGCCCAGCACUAAUCCUGGGUUGUACGUAGUUCGCGUAACAGUGUGUCGUUCUAUUAUCGGUUUAUUUUGUAAAUAUGUGGAUUCCGUCGGCACUUUCUUCAACAUUACUGAAACCCUAAACGGCAAAGUCACCCUCACCCAAGGUAACGUCACGCGGGACAUGUACGUGUCUAGUAACGGCACCACCUUGCAUAACGUUACGUUAAAUGAGGCCGACGCUCAAUUCGUGGCCGAAGCGCCCAAAGUAUUAUCUUAUUGGUUCGUCGAUUGCGUCUAUUAUGGCAUAGGCUACAAUUUAGAUUUUGCCUUCAAUUACACAAAGCCCGAUGUGGGGCACACGAUAGAGGCACUAGUCGAGGCGGAUUUUACACCCCCGCCGGUAACCACGACUCCCGCCACCACUACCACGUCCACUAUAAAACCCAACGUCACCUCCACCCCCACCAAAGCACCCAAUGGGACUGUGAUAAACCCGAAGGUAAAACGAAGCCUCGAGGAAUUGGUGCCCAAAAACGACACGACGGGCGUGAUAAUGGUCGGCGUCAAUGGUACUUUGGUGCCCUACAACGGGACCUUCCCUUACAUAUGCGGUAGCGCUAUGAUAGCUACCGAUUCGAACAAAACUUACGGGUACUUCAAGAGAGGCUUAACCGUCAAGGCACCCAUUUCGGGCCUGACGGUCAGCGGCAACAACUGGCUGCAACGGGGCGAACUGCUGAGCCUCAACGUCAAAUGCAGCGGCUCGCAAAAGAUGCUCUAUUGUCUACGCUACAUCCACGGCCUUUACAACGUGACGGGCAACGAGACCUGCGGUAAUGACUAUAUGGACCUGGACGAGUGCAAUUUUCCCAUUAAACGGUACCUGCCCAACACCAUGAAGCACACGGUACUCAUCAUCCUCAAGAAUGAUGUCAGCAAAGUGGUGACCCCGGUCACAGUCACGGUGUAUCAAGUAAAACCACAGGGCCAGCUGUCGAUUAUAGUGGUACCGGUCGCCUUCAGUUUGGUGGCGGUGGUGCUGAUUGUGUUCGGAGUAGCCUACUACUUCCAAAACAGGUCCAGGUUCGUCGUCGAAGUGGCCGAUUUCAAUUUCGGCCAGCAGUACGCGGACAUGGACUACAAAACGUUCAAAGAUCGUCUGAAAGAAUCGUUGGUGAACGCACUUACGCGAGACCCGAUGCCGUCGACGGCGGACGCACCGGGUUGGUCGCCCACUCACAAAUACGGCAGUAUGACAUAAUAAUAGGGGGAGUAAAAUGCUAGAGAUACGUCAAACGACUGCGACUAUGGAUGUGAUAAACAAAUUUAGAAGGUUCCAUUAUAAGUAGUUAGCUCUAGCUUAGUGUUUCACUGAAUUAGUGUCGGAGACGGUGGCGUCACCGUUGGGAACGUGUACAAAGCAAGACGAGAGUUUUUAUUUUACCAAGUAUUGAGUUUGUUUCGAAUCCUGGCCCUUAUACUUUUAUUUAUUAUAUUACUUAGUUGAAUUUGUUUGAUUGUAAGUUUUGAUUAUUAUCUUUACCAAUAAACACUGUAUUGUUA